Nerophis lumbriciformis (worm pipefish) is the source of this 2481-nucleotide messenger RNA. The record is from RefSeq and is a predicted model, not a curated record. Lineage: Eukaryota; Metazoa; Chordata; Actinopteri; Syngnathiformes; Syngnathidae.
AUGGCGAUGACGGGACGAAGAGAAACGCUGCUGGAAAUGUGCUGCUUAAUGCUUCUGAUGACCGGAAGUGGACAAAGUGCAGACACGCGGCAGACGCAGCAUCUGUUGUCCUAUCAGCUGACAACGCCUCGGCCAAUCGGAGGCCGGCCGCGGAGGGAUGCCGACGGCUCGCUGCCUAAUCAGGUAUCGUUCGCCAUCGGCGUGUCGGGACGUCAGCACGUUGUCCGUCUGGAGAGGAAUCGGAUGCUGCUACCCGAUGACUUCAAAGUGUUUACAUACGCCGACAACGGACGAAUAAUCUCCAGCGUGCCGGAUGUCAAGAACCACUGUCAUUAUCAGGGCUUUGUUGAGGGCAUGGAGGGCUCGUCUGUCGCCAUGAGCAUUUGUCAUGGCCUCAGAGGUGUGAUGCAUCUGGACGAGGACAGCUAUGCCAUCGAGCCUUUGGACUCCGCCCCCGAGCAGCACCUGCUGUACCGCCUGCGGGACGUGACGUCACAGCCCCGAGGAUGCGGGACCCCGCAUCGCUACUCCGAACGUAACCGCACCGAGCACGCUUACUCACAGGGAUGGCAGCAGCAGGAGGUCCACCAGCACGCCAGGGCGAAGCGAGAUGUCUUCCAUCGUACACACUAUGUGGAGCUACUGCUCGUGGUGGACAAUGACAGAUACAACACCAUGAACAGGAACAACAGUGCAGUGGUGGAGGAGAUGGUUCAUCUGGCAAACUUCAUAGACAGCAUCUACGUGCAGCUGAACGUACGGGUGGUUCUGGUGGGCCUGGAGAUCUGGACCAGGCAGAACCUGAUCAGCACAGAGGGGGGCGCUGGCGAGGUUCUCAGUCGCUUUACCCAGUGGCGGGAGAAGGAACUGCUGCCUCGACGACGCCACGACUCGGCGCAGCUGAUACUGAAGAAAAGCUUUGGCGUGACAGCGGGGAUGGCGUACGUCUCCACCGUGUGCUCAAGGAGUCACGGCGGCGGAAUUAACGCGUUCACAAACAACAACGUGUUUGCCUUCGCGUCCAUCGUGGCUCACGAGCUCGGCCACAACCUCGGCAUGAACCACGACGACGGCCGAACUUGCGCGUGCCCCGUGCAGGCGUGCAUCAUGAACUCCGGAGCCACGGGUUCCCGCAACUUCAGCAGCUGCAGCGCUGACGACUUUGAGAAGAUGCUCCUGAUCACUGGCGCCUCCUGUCUCCUCAACGUGCCGCACCCUGACGAAGCCUACAACGUCCCCUCUUGCGGGAACGGCCUGCAAGACGUCGGCGAGGAAUGCGACUGCGGUUCGCGCCAGGAGUGCGAGCGCGACCCCUGCUGUGAGUUUAAGACGUGUCGACUCAAACCGGGAGCCGAGUGCGCCGACGGCGAGUGCUGCUACAACUGUCGGUUCAAGGCCGGCGGCACGGUGUGUCGCGCCAACACGGACGAGUGCGACCUGCCCGAGUACUGCAACGGCUCCUCGUCUCUCUGUCAGAGUGAUGUUUUCGUUCAGAACGGUCAAGAGUGUCGGAACGGGCAGGCGUACUGUUACAACGGCCGCUGUCGGCACGCCGGAGACCAGUGCAGGAGCAUCUUCGGAGCUAAGGCCAAGGUGGCGCCGGAGAUCUGCUUCAAAGACGUCAACAGCAAAGGCGAUCGCUUCGGAAACUGCGGAUACCAAAACUACGGAUACAAAAAGUGCGAGAGCAGAAACGCUUUGUGCGGGAAGCUGCAGUGCGCCAACGUGCAGGGCGUCAAAGCGUUUGGCGUGGAGCCGUCCAUCAUCACCACGCCCAUAGGGGGCGCCGUGUGCUCGGGGGUGGACUUCAUGCUGGGCUCGGACGUGCCCGACCCCGGCAUGGUCAACGAGGGCACCAAGUGCGGUCGUGACAAGGUGUGCCUCAACUUUGAGUGUCAAAACGUCAACGUCCUCAACUUUGACUGCGACGCACGCAACAGGUGUCACGGCCACGGGGUGUGCAACAACAAUCGUAACUGUCACUGCCAGGCCGGCUGGGCUCCCCCUUUCUGUGAGCUGGCAGGUUACGGUGGUAGCGUGGACAGCGGGCCGACCUGGAACGACAAGGACACGUCACUCCGGGACGGCCUUCUGGUGUUCUUCUUCGUGCUCGUCCCUCUGGCCGCGAUGGGCGCCCUGGCCUUCGUGCGCAGGAAGCAGCUGCUGCGGCGCCUCGGCCUGGGGUCUCAACGGCGCCCUCAGGCGUACCGGCCCGACGUACCGGCGCCGCCCGAUCGCGGCAGAGGGCCGCCUCCCGUGGCUCGACCGCCACCCGUCGGCCGUGCCGGCGACCCCUCUGGUGACGUGCUCACGCAGUCGGUAGGAGACGAGUUGGAGCGCAACCUCAUACGCCACCAGGCCGCCACCGCCGCCGCCUAUGAAAGCCAAAGCAGGCAGUGCGGCGCAACCUCUAAUGCCUCAACGAGCUGCCCCCCCACCGCCGCCCGUGUAAUCAAGAUUCCACACUUUCAAACCGCCUAA